AUGGGUUCCGAAAAGUCUUACAAAAAGACACUCGAGAAAGUGCCGUUUAAUCUGCAGCUCGAGCUCAUAGAUCAGGCACUCGAGAACUAUUCUCGAACGCAAGCGGCAUCGUAUACAAAUGGAAAUGGAAAUAAGAAUAUUGGGUACUCUUAUUCCCAUCACAAUAAUACGCAACAGCAACACGCCCAGCACAAGUACACGUUAGCCGCAGUGGCAGCUGCAGCGGCUGUUCAGCACCAGCAGCAGCAAUCUUUCAUCUUUCAGCAACAACAACUGCAACAGCUCCAACAACAUCAACACCAAAACAAGCCCCAUCAUCUCAUCAAUAAUGCUUUAAAUUCACAGCAGCAACCGCUGUUGUAUAGACAGCCACAGCAGCAUCAAAGCGGUGAUUUCCACAGUCGUCUGUACUACAAUUCUGAUCCGGCGAUGAACACUUCUUUUCAUGAUAUUCAGGCGUACCAGAAGCCGUACGAUUUCAGAUCAGGUAUGAUGAGUGUGAAUGACAGCAGCAACUCGGUGACAAAUUCUCCCUUGUCAAUGGACUUGAUGAAAUCAACCUCGUUCACUUCAGGUGAAAAUUCGAUAUCACCAAUCGUGUUGCAGCCACAGAAUUCAGCGAACUCAGUACGAAGCUCUCCGCCUGCGAUGCCCCUCAGCACUAAUUCUCCGGCUCCAACACUGCAGUUCUUAUCGUCUGGUAUGUCUACGCACAACCAAUGGUCGGCGGGUCGGCAGUCGAUCUGGGGACCGAACGGAAACUCAGCUACGAUUUCGAGUUCGCAGCCAGAAAGUUUUGGUAAAAUUUGGUAG
Molecule: messenger RNA, 813 nt
Organism: Meyerozyma guilliermondii ATCC 6260
Lineage: Eukaryota; Fungi; Ascomycota; Pichiomycetes; Serinales; Debaryomycetaceae
Exons: 1
Coding region: 1-813 (270 amino acids)
Source: RefSeq, a predicted model, not a curated record